AUGCCCGAAGCGACAGGCGUCAUCCCUCCAUCUUGCAAAAGUAACUACACGGUGGCUCCCGGAGAUACCUGCGCGUUGAUUUGGAGAAUCAUGAAGAUAAAGCAGGAUGACUUUUUUAGGCUGAACCCGACCUUACACAUAGAUGGAUAUGGAAACUGCCGCCUCCAGGUAGGCCAGGUAGUCUGCAUUCGCGGUGAUAUUACAGAAUCAACGGCAGGGAUGUCCACACCAGAGCGGAAACCACCGGGCGUGCGGCCGCCGCCAGGUGCUCCCCCGAUUAAGACUCUCACCGACCUGAGUGUUGUUCCGGUUCAUCCUGAACCGACCAAACCGGCGGCCGUCAAGUUGCUUGAAUGGUUGCCCAUGACAUUCAGAACCGUCACCCGGGAAAAUGACAUCUUUACGAGUACAGCUUAG
Molecule: messenger RNA, 417 nt
Organism: Pseudomassariella vexata
Lineage: Eukaryota; Fungi; Ascomycota; Sordariomycetes; Amphisphaeriales; Pseudomassariaceae
Exons: 1
Coding region: 1-417 (138 amino acids)
Source: RefSeq, a predicted model, not a curated record